UUGUUGAAAUCAUUGUCAUUAUCUCAUUUCAUCAAACAACCAAAAUAUAUUACACAUCUGACUUUUAGGAAACGAGGAAGUCAAGAAAUAUGCAAGCCAUUAGAGAAAAGAUUAGCGACAUCCGUGGAACACGCAAGGUGAAGUCCGACUCUAGACAUGAACAACAACAGGCCGAGUGGGCAAGAGCACAAGAGGAAGCUCACGAGGCAAGGCUAAUACGAGAAGCUGAAAUCGCCAUGGGUAUGCAUGCUGAAGAAUAUAUCCAACACAGAGCUAAGCUCACAGGUGACCACAUGAACACAACUGGCUAUGGUGGAAGUGGCUUAAACAAUCGACAUGUUGCUGAUCACACACAUGGAAGCUAUGGUGGUGCGGCCACACGCUAUUCUGGUGGCGCGUACACCACGUCACCUGGCCAUGACAGCCGGAAAAUGGCCAUACAUCACAAGUAUUUGUAGGUUGUACGCGUGUCGUUUUGGUUUUUAUGGGAAAAAGCGUUUAAUGAGAUGGUUAAUUAGGAUUUUAAUCAUGGAUGUAUUUUUGAUGUUAACAUUGUGUAUUAGAGGAUACAGAUCGAUGUGAAAUCAAAAUGUAUAAAUGUAUUGAGAUCGAGAGUACGUACAAUGUGUUUGACUUGAUCGAAUAGAAAGUGUUUCCAGA
Messenger RNA from Erigeron canadensis, 660 nucleotides. RefSeq lists its product as uncharacterized. The record is from RefSeq and is a predicted model, not a curated record. The transcript has 2 exons. The coding region runs from base 90 to 458 and encodes 122 amino acids. Lineage: Eukaryota; Viridiplantae; Streptophyta; Magnoliopsida; Asterales; Asteraceae.